GCCAUUGUGCAUCACAUCGCAGAGCAGUUAACGGGCCCUGGGCAACUCCACGGAUACCGUAUGAUGACAGAGAGAUGUAGAUUAGCUGGAUUAAGAGUCACUAGAGAUCUUGUAUAUGAAAUACAAUCAACUUUGGACCCAGAAGGCAUUCAGCUAAGGAGACGCAGGAGACUGCGAAGAAGGCAUUACCGUGUCCCGGGACCAAAUUACCUUUGGCACAUGGACAGCUAUGAUAAGCUCACACCUUUUGGUAUCGCAGUGAACGGAUGCGUGGAUGGCUUCUCACGCCAUAUCAUCUGGAUGCAAGCGAACGUCACUAACAGUAAACCUGAAGUUGUCGCAGGUUACUUUAUUAGUGCUGUCAUUGAGUUGGGGGGCUGCCCAAAAAUAAUCAGAUCCGAUCUCGGUACUGAAAAUGUGCACGUUAACAGACUACAGCGUUUUCUACGUGAGGAUGAAAACGGCACACUUUCUGAACCUGCUAUUCUUCAAGGAAGAAGUACUGCAAAUCAGAGGAUUGAAUGGUGGUGGGGAUUCUAUCGGAGGCAAAAUGUGGACUACUGGAGAGAUUUGUUUCUAGAGUUUCAGUCAGUGGGAGACUUCAAUGGUGACGUGGUUGACAAAGGUCUCAUUCAGUUCUGCUUUCUUGACGUCAUUCAGAGGGAGAUAGAUACUGUGGUCAGAAUGUGGAACAACCAUCGGAUCAGGCCAGGUGGGAGUGGUCGUGAUUUAUUUCACGGCAGACCUUUUCUCAUGUACCAAGCACCAGAACUUUACCAAGCACAGGACUACCUCCAUCCAGUUGACUAUGACAGACUUGAUAUAAUUGUAGAAGAGGGUGUUUGCAUUUGGAAAACUGGUAUUCCCUGUGAUCCAGAUCUUCAUGAACUCUGUGUUUUGCUAAUGGAGGAACACCAUCUUGAAGCUAGUUAUACUGCUGUUGAGGCUACUAGGCUGUACAGAGAACUUAGGCCUUUGGUAAGAGAAAUAUUGUCAGAACCAGAAUAGUCAGAACCCCCUGAUGUACUCACACCAACAUAUGUAAUAAUAUGUCCAUAAAGGAUCUUAUACUCACUGUUUUAUUUAUGUCUGUUUCUUUUGAGUGUGUAUGUUUCCUUUAGACUUUUUGGCUUGUUUGUUUUGCUACUAUGGUUUAACCUUUUCUAUUGAUAGAUUUCAGGUAAAUGACCUAACCUUGAAAUUUUUGUUGUGCUGAACUUAAGUGUAGUGUAUUUUGGGAAAGCUGAAACGUGAAGCAGGACCUCAGAAUGAUUUGUAUAGCCAGCCUGUUUGCAGGUUCAAGUAACUUUUAGGAAUCAAACUUGGCUUGUGUGAUAACUGUGGUAGUGGAAUGAAAGCCAGGUGUAAAUGUUUAUUUGAGU
Erpetoichthys calabaricus (reedfish) is the source of this 1382-nucleotide messenger RNA. RefSeq lists its product as uncharacterized. The coding region runs from base 61 to 1008 and encodes 315 amino acids. Lineage: Eukaryota; Metazoa; Chordata; Cladistia; Polypteriformes; Polypteridae. The transcript is spliced from 2 exons. The record is from RefSeq and is a predicted model, not a curated record. Gene Ontology annotation, molecular function: nucleic acid binding.